This is a messenger RNA of Mytilinidion resinicola, 1824 nucleotides long. RefSeq lists its product as uncharacterized. Bases 325 to 1512 code for a protein of 395 amino acids. Gene Ontology annotation, cellular component: cytosol. Lineage: Eukaryota; Fungi; Ascomycota; Dothideomycetes; Mytilinidiales; Mytilinidiaceae. Gene Ontology annotation, biological process: mannitol catabolic process. The transcript is spliced from 2 exons. Gene Ontology annotation, molecular function: mannitol-1-phosphate 5-dehydrogenase activity. The record is from RefSeq and is a predicted model, not a curated record.
GCUGUAUUCGGGCGCUGUCAGACGCUCUUACUGCUUCCUCCCACGCUCCUGCCUGCGCAGUCGUUCUUGCUUUUUGGCUGGCGUCGCUGCUCCACCACUUAAAACCCCGCGAUCUCCGCCUGCACGUCCUGCUCUCCCCAACGCCUCGCAGACGCAGCUAGUUUCGAAGCACACCGCACUCUCCAGCUCGUAGCCGCUUUUCUGAGCUUUCUACGCCCGCAAACGCCUCCUCUGCACAGCUACCCCGCUCAUACCCCAGAUUCAACAAUCCUCACGCAUCAAGCUCCACCCGUCGUCUCCACACACCUGCAUCCCUCAAGCACGAUGGCCUACGAGAAGAAGGCAGUCCACUUUGGCGGUGGCAACAUCGGCCGUGGCUUCGUGGCCGAGUUCCUGCACAAGUCGGGCUACGAGGUCGUCUUCGUCGACGUAAUGGAGAGCAUCAUCGACGCUCUGCAGGCCAACAAGCACUACACCGUCACCGAGAUUGGCGAGGAUGGCGAGCAUUCGUUUGACAUCGACCACUACCGUGCCAUCAACAGCAGGAAGGAGAUGCCCAAGGUCAUCGAGGAGAUCGCGACUGCCGAUGUCGUCACUUGUGCCGUGGGCCCCAAUGUCCUCAAGUUUGUCGCUGAGCCCGUGGCCAAGGGCAUUGCGGCCCGCAAGCUCGACUACCCGCUCGCCGUCAUUGCCUGCGAGAACAUGAUCGGCGCCACUACGACCUGGAAGGGCUUCAUCGAACAGCAUAUCUCGGAACUCGGCGACAAGUCUAUCCUCGACAAGCUCGACACCAAGGCCCGCUUCGCCAACUCCGCCAUCGACCGCAUCGUUCCACACCAGGACCCCGACGCCGGUCUGAACGUCAAGAUCGAGAAGUUCUACGAGUGGUGUGUUGAGAAGCACCCCUUCGACGGCGCCAAGAUUCCUGCUAUCGAUGGCGUCCACUUCGUCGGCGACCUGGAGCCGUACAUUGAGCGUAAGCUGUUCACCGUCAACACCUCUCAUGCAACUGCCGCCUACUACGGCUACGCUCGCGGUAAGGCUACCAUCCACGACGCCAUGACUGACCCUGCUAUCCACGACAUCGUCCGUGACACUCUGAAGGAGACUGCCCAUCUCAUCACCAACAAGCACGAGAUCACCACCGAGGAGCAGGACGACUACGUCGAGAAGAUCGUGGCCCGCAUCUCAAAUCCAGCUCUCGAGGACAAGGUCGAGCGUGUCGGCCGUGCCCCACUCCGCAAGAUGUCCCGCAACGAGCGGUUCAUCGCCCCGGCUGCCCACUUGGCUGAGAUGGGAUCCACAUACAACCACCUCCUCGGCGCCUUCGAGCAGGCUUUGAAGUUUGUGAACGUCGAGGGCGACGAUGAGAGCUUCGAGCUGGCUAAGAUCCUGAAAGAGAAGAGCGCAAAGGAGGCGACUUUGAAGAUCACCGGCCUCGAGGAGACCCACAAGCUCUUUGCUGAUGUGGAGAAGGUGAUUGCCAAGGUGCAGAAGAGCUCGUCUCUAUAGGCGCAGGCACCUAUUCGAGUCAUCAUGUGCCCAACUAGAUGACUAGUGGGAUGAGGAAAAAGGGCUUCGGGGUGGUGAACGAUGAAUCUGAUUUGACGAAGUAUACGUAUCGCUGGAAUUUUCUACAUUUGGGCUGGCGUUGACCCUUUGAGGCUGCGCGAUCGAAAAAACCUGCAUGUUCUUUUUCUCCUUUCCGCUCUUCGAUAUUCCUACCUGUGUAGCCCGAGUUAUGCUGUGAGCUGUCGGCGCGCGAAACUGAAAUGCAAUACUAUUCUAUGUCCUCUUAUUAUCUAGCUAUUAGAUAGAUGCGGG